AUGCGCGUUAAAACAAAAUUUUUCUUUCCCACAUUUGAUGGAUAUCUACAGAAUACAGCCACCAAUCAGUGUAAUUGAAUGAAUUUUCCCGCAACAGUUGUUUAUGAAAUUACGGGUGACACCUCAAAAGCGGGGCUGGUUAAAUUCAAAUUAAAACAAAUGCUACGCACAACGCGCCAACAGAAUAAAGUGAAAUUUUUUGCGGAAAUCAAAAUCCUAUUCGCGUAUGCAAUUUUUUACGAACGGGAGUGUGGAAUUUACGAGCCAUCAAAAAUUAAUGAUAAACACUUUGGCGCUAUUAAAGUUUGGUGAAAGUAAGGAGUAGUAAUAUGAGAUAAAGAAAAAUCAAAGGCAAUUUGUGCGCGCCAACAGUGAGCUCUAGUUUUUUAUGUGUGUGUGAGACUUGUGAUCCUUUUGGAUUUUGCGCUGUCUUCCUGCAAAAAAUGAAUUUUGUUAGUCGUCAUGAUCAUCUCGCUGGCGGCUAUCGACGCGUCAACACAGCAACUUAUGGGUUUCCACUUUUUCAUAAUGCGGAAGAAUCGAAGGGUUUCGUUAAGGAGAGUCUCUCCUGGAAAUGGCAUAAGGGUUCCCGUGUUAGUACAAUUAAUGAUUGGCUACAAAUCAAAAUUGGCGGCGAUGAAGAGGUGAAAAAGAAAAAGGGACGACAACAGUUGAAUCGAAUUAAAUCGACAAAAUACACAAUAAUAACAUUCCUGCCACAAAAUUUGCUUGAACAAUUUCGACGUAUAGCAAAUUUUUAUUUUCUAAUUAUGACUGUCAUAUCGCUGUUAAUUGACAGUCCGGUCUCCCCGUUGACAUCCUUGCUGCCGCUGGUCUUUGUAAUCGCCGUGACAGCCGCUAAACAGGGCUAUGAAGACUUCUUACGCUACAGAACCGACAAUGUCGUCAAUCGUUCACCAGUAACUGUCAUACGCAAUGGUGUUGAGACAAACAUACAAUCGCAGUACGUUUGCCCGGGCGAUUUAGUAGUGGUGGAGCGCGAUUGUGAUGUGCCCUGUGAUUUGGUGUUAUUACGGAGUACCGAUCCACAUGGCAAAUGUUUCAUCACCACAGCCAAUUUGGAUGGAGAAUCCAAUUUGAAGACACUGAUGGUGCCGCGCGAUCUACCAUUAGUCGAGAUAAACCAGUUGCACAAGUUAGGCACCAUCGAGUGCGAGAGUCCGAAGACUGAUCUAUAUAGUUUCAAUGGUAAGCUGGAGUUGGCCGGUGGCGAGGGACGUGUGCUGCCACUCUCAGCUGAUAAUGUGUUGUUGCGCGGUUCGCGCGUCAAGAAUACCGAAUGUGUGAUUGGGUGUGCCGUUUACACCGGCAUGACCACCAAGCUUCAGCUGAACAGCCGGCUGACGCGUAAUAAAACUGCCUCUAGUGAGAUAUAUGUGAAUCGUUUUUUGAUUGUGGUGCUGGUCAUGAUGAUUUGCAUUGUGACAAUGAUGUACUUAUUCAAGCGUUACGAGGAGAUUUUUAUUAUACCAUCGUAUACAUAUUUGGGUGCAGCGGCCGAUGGUUAUAGUGUGAAACAGUUUCUGCAGGAUUACCUUUCUUUUUUGAUACUCUUUAAUUACCUGAUACCAAUAUCGUUAUAUGUGACUAUUGAGUUGCAGCGUGGUAUUGGCGGUUUCUUCAUGGAGUGGGAUAUACAGUUAUAUGAUGAAGCGACCGACGAAAAUUUCAUAGUAAACACAUCCAAUUUGAAUGAGGAACUGGGUCAGAUUAACAUUUUGUUUUCGGAUAAAACUGGCACACUAACGAAGAACGAAAUGAUUUUCCAACAGUGUUCAAUAAAUGGGCGAAAGUAUAUGUUUAAGAAGACGCGCUUACUGGAGGAAGGAACUGGUGCACUGAUCGAUAUCAACAAAUUCAAUAAAGAUCACAAGAACUUUUUCGAAGCAUUGGCCAUAUGUCACACGGUUCAAGUAGCGGGCGAUGCAAGUGCCAAUGGUGCAAAAGAAGCUGAAACGCCUGACAAAGAGACUGAUGGCAAGAGUGCGCUCGCAAAAAUGUAUUCCAUUUCCGACAUCACCGAAGAGAGUAGCAAUUCUAGUCAACAAAGUAGUGUAAAUUUCGAUAACAAGCAAGUGCUGGAAACAUCUUUGUCCAAUAAUCCAAGUGGUCAAAUUCAUAACAGCAUCAAUUCCAACGGCAUUACCGGUCACACAAAUUCUACCAGCCCAAAUGGCUCGAUUGCUACAAAUAUGACAUCUGAUAUAAAUCCACUACUUGACGAAACCGAUAAAGUCGAGAAACGCAAACGUCCAUUAAUUGUUAAGCGCAGUCCAAAUUUUACGCGCGCUACAUCGAGAAUACAGCCAGUCAUGUCGUUACCACCACAACUGUCAAAUGGCGCUGGGUGCACGAUAGAAAUGGUAAGUCGUGCCACAGACCCCAAUUUACUGAUGGUAACAGAUUCACGGCCCUCGUCAUUACCUUUUACGCGUUCUACAUCGGCAAUAGAUUUGCCAGAAAUAGAGGUUUUUCCGAAUGCGGGCGGCCACAAACGGUCACAGUCCUAUGGUGCACCAGGCGCUUAUUUAACGCAACCAGUGCAACAAGGCGGAGUUGUUUUACGCACAGCCAGCAACAUAUCGCGUGAAUCCUACGCAGCGCCUAACUUUCAACGGCAGCCCACGCUUCUGAUACGCGCUGAAUCGCAGCGUCGUAAGAACGAGAUUGAACAGGUUGUGCACAUGCUCGAAUACCAAGCAUCGAGCCCAGAUGAAAAGGCACUCGUUGAGGCUUGCGCCAACUUGGGUCUAGUUUAUAUGGGCGAUGAUGAUGAAGUCUUGCGAAUUCGCAUUGUACCGCCGCACAUGGACUAUUCACGUCCGUUUUCCGUUGGCAAAGUGAACGAAAUGCAUUUUAGUCGCUUACAUGUGUUGGAAUUCACUUCGGAUCGCAAGCGUAUGAGUGUGAUUGUUAAGGAUGAGAGCGGUACAAAAUGGAUUUACACGAAAGGUGCGGAGAGUUAUGUAUUUCCGUUAUGUGCCAAUAAUCAAUCGAACAUUGUGUCACGUACUGAUGCGCAUAUAAGCGAUUUCGCAAGACAGGGUUUACGCACGUUGGCAGUAGCACGGCGGCGUGUUGGCGAUGAGGAGUACAAACAGUUCAUUGCUGGAGUGAAUGAGGCAAACAGUUCGUUGGAAAAUCGAAAAGAAUUGUUGGAGCAAACCUAUGCUAACAUCGAGCGCAAUCUCGAGCUACUUGGCUCCACCGCCGUCGAAGAUGCAUUGCAGGACGAUGUUGCCGAUACGCUGAUCUCUCUGCAAAAAGCAGACAUUAAAGUUUGGGUACUGACUGGCGAUAAGGUUGAGACGGCACUCAACAUCGCGCUCUCUUGUGGACACAUACCAGCCGACGCCAUUAAGUACUUUAUUAUCGAUUGCCGUUCGAAAGAAGAUAUGCUGCUACAUUUAAAUGCACUGGAUCGCGAGAUUAUCUUCGGCAUUGGUGCACCAUGUGCGCUACUAAUCGAUGGUACGAGUUUAAGCAUAGCGCUUAGUGAAACGCCAGAAGUAUUUCGCGAUGUAGCGAUCAAAUGUACGGCUGUGCUUUGUUGCCGAUUGAGUCCAUUGCAAAAAAGUGAAGUAGUUUCAUUAGUUAGGACCUCAAAGGCUGGUUACACAACUGCUGCAGUUGGUGAUGGUGCAAACGAUGUGUCAAUGAUUCAAGAGGCACAUGUGGGCCUUGGUAUAAUGGGGAAAGAGGGACGUCAGGCGGCGCGUUGUGCAGAUUUUGCUUUUGCCAAAUUUUGUAUGCUGAAGCGUUUGAUAUUGGUGCAUGGACAUUACCAUACAACGCGUUUGUCCUUUUUGGUGCUCUACUUCUUCUAUAAGAAUAUCUUUUUUAUGGGUAUUAUGUUCCUCUUUCAAUUCUAUUCACUGUUCUCUUCGGGAUCGGUGUAUGAUUCUCUGUUCCUGACGCUAUACAAUGUGAUCUACACCUCGUUGCCGAUUUUAUUUAUAUCUCUUACUGAGAAGGAAUACAGCGAAGAAACACUGAUGCAGCAACCGGAGCUUUAUAAAAAGAAUACGAACAACAAAGGUCUACACUGGAAGUACUUCCUUGGUUGGACCUUUUUUGCCGUCUAUCACACGCUGAUCGCUUUCUUCUUCGCCGAAUAUGUGUUUUCCAGAAACAAUGUUCUUUUGAAUGUGGGUCAACCGGCGGAGUUCUCUUGCUUUGGUACGCUGCUUAUUGAGAUCGUUGUUAUUGUGGUCAACUUGAAAUUGGUGUUAGAGUCCAAGUACCUGAGCUAUUGGUAUAUAGCAACGAUUGUGGGUUCCAUACUAUCGUUUGUGAUAACUACUGUAAUCUAUAACGUAAUCAAUCUGGACUACGACACCGACAUCUAUUGGGCCUACAAUAAGAUACUAUGUUCUAUUCCAAUGUGGCUUUUCACUAUAGUCACAGUGAUUGCGUGUCUACUGCCUGAUUAUGUGAUAAGAGCUACACCGAAAGCUUUUAAUUUGCCGAAACGUAGUUUUUACCCAAAUAAGGGUCGUUUAAUGAUGAAACGACAAGCCCAGUCGACACAUUUAUGAGUUGGGAACUUAAUGCUAACCGUAGCUAAUAUCGCUAAAUUGUGGAUUUAUAGUAUCAGUAGUGUAAUAUGCGAUU
This is a messenger RNA of Anastrepha obliqua, 4635 nucleotides long. RefSeq names its product phospholipid-transporting ATPase IF. The coding region runs from base 444 to 4559 and encodes 1371 amino acids. Gene Ontology annotation, molecular function: ATP binding; ATP hydrolysis activity; ATPase-coupled intramembrane lipid carrier activity. Lineage: Eukaryota; Metazoa; Arthropoda; Insecta; Diptera; Tephritidae. Gene Ontology annotation, cellular component: trans-Golgi network; endoplasmic reticulum; plasma membrane. The record is from RefSeq and is a predicted model, not a curated record. Gene Ontology annotation, biological process: phospholipid translocation. The transcript is spliced from 11 exons.